Messenger RNA from Sporisorium graminicola, 3006 nucleotides. RefSeq lists its product as uncharacterized. The record is from RefSeq and is a predicted model, not a curated record. The transcript has a single exon. NCBI's taxonomy places the organism in Eukaryota, Fungi, Basidiomycota, Ustilaginomycetes, Ustilaginales, Ustilaginaceae. Bases 1 to 3006 code for a protein of 1001 amino acids.
AUGCUGUUUCGCCCCAGUCCUAGCACAGCCUUGGUCCUAGGGUUUCUGGCCUUACAAGUCGGCCUCACGCACGCGCAGGACCAACCAACGCAACCUUCUUCGACUGUCACCAGCUCUGUCGCUCCCUCGUCGACUGCACCAACGUCAAGCUCGGCCGCUGCUUCUUCAACGACGGUGGUCUCAACCAUCACCACGACUUUAUCAAGAGGACAGACGCUCCCUACAAGCCUCACCUCUUCGGCGUCUCACAGUGGCGACGUGUGGUUCAUCCCAGUGACCACGGUCAUUCCUGUAACUUCGGUUGCCACGUCGGCUUCCGCAUCAUUGUCCGCUCCUGCAGCCACCACAACGGCAAACACGACCGCAUCUGCCUUACAAGCCUCGAACAGCAAUGCUCUCCCGCUUCAUGCCAUCAUAGACCCGGCCUUUGGCGUUCUUGGAGCAAUCCUCAUCAUCAUGGGACUGCCCAUGGCGUUUUACGGUCACCGCAACCGAUGGUCCAGCUACUUUUUAGCUGGAUUCUUUGCCUUGGCCCUCAUCUGCAUCUCUAUCAUCCUCAAGGUUGGUGUCGAGCCCGCGGUCAAUCCACCAUCCAAAGCCAUCCGAGGCCUCUUCCUCGUCGCUGCAGUCAUUGCCGGUGCUGUCGGAGGUAUCAUCUCGAUCGUGUUUUGGCGUGGUGCUGGUCUGCUCGCCUGUGGACUUGGUGGCUUCUUCUUUGGCCUUUUCCUUCAAGCUGUCCGAUCUGGCGGUCUCAUCCGCCCCAUUGGCCUCCGCUUCAUCUUGUACGUCGGCAUGUAUGCCGUCUUUUUCACCGCCAGCUGCAUCGAGCGUAUCCACUCGCUCGUGCUUGCUCUGUCGACCGCCAUCAUUGGCGCCACCGCCCUCACGCUCGGCAUCGACUGCUACUCCACUCAAGGUCUCAAGGAGUUUUACGUGCGCAACCUUGGCUUCGAUUCGCUCUUCAACAACAAGUACGCGCCCACUUUCCAAAACGGUCACUUUCCGCUCGUGCAGGGCAUGCAGAUCGAACUCGGCGUUCUUGGAGCGCUUAUUCUCAUGGGCUUCGCCUUCCAAAUGCGCCUGUGGUCAGACCUUCGAACUCAGCUUUCGGCGUUGAAGCGCUCCGACGAGCGACGCAACCUGCGAUCCAAAGCGGAACGAGCCGCACGUGCCGUCGCCCGAACCGCAAAGCGCGACCUGGAAGAGUGGGAAGCUCGACAUGGCUACAACAAGACGGCCGGCCGUAACGCCGGCAGGGAUGAGGAAAGCGGCCACGUACCUGCAUCCGACUUGGAUUGUAAGGACACUAGAAGCCGCACGAGCUCUUUCAUGACCCUCUUUCGUGCCAACACCGAGGCUACGCAGCUGCCGACACCAUCGUCCAACGUCGAAAAGUUCAUCCAUUCCCCUACUCCUUCGAGCGUACUGGACAAUUCUGCCUAUCCAUUCCCCGCCCAAUCCACUGGUCGUCGUAGUGCACAGUUCCUCGACUACAUCCAGAAAGGACCCGAGCGCGUCGAACCGGAAGGUCUGUUGCGACUCGAUCUGCCGGCCAUCACUUCGCCGCUGGGAGAUAUGGGCUCGAGUCCUGUAGCACGGCCCGCGCUUGCACUUGGAGCUAGCCCUGCGACUCCUGUCGACAAGUUCGCAGCAAGCGCACUGCCCGAAUCGACGAGCGUCUUUGCGGCUCGGGUGCCGCAAUCCCUCGACCUGAUGCGUGCUUCUCCUUCCGAGGGAUCGACGGGCACCGAGUCGUUCCGACGACGUUCUGCCUCUACAGCAGCUCUGAUGGACAACUCGACCGGCUUCAUGGAUCUGGCGGUGGCGCCCAAGACCGAGCAGAGCAAGCCCGCCAGCAUCUCGCGCCCCGAUGAAGAGGCUCAUUCACUGAACAGCGUUCACGGCCGCAGUCAGAGUCUAGGCCUGACGUCCGGAUCUGUGUUUGGGGCCGGCUCGGGCAACUUGAAUGCAUCGUCAGGUUCGGCCUCGCACGAACGUACUCUGUCGAAUCCUAUGCCGCCAAGCAGACUGGCUAGCUCAGGCUCGAUCCCAAUGUUCAAGAGCUCGUCGCAUCAGAAUCAGCUGCAGCAGAAUGUCGGUGCAAUCUACUCGCAGCCGUAUGCUGAACCGUAUACAGAUUCCUACGGACACCAGUUUCGCCAAGCUCAGCUGCAGCAGCAGAGGCCUUCGAACUCGUCUACGAGUGGUGCAGUCGGAAUGGUCAGCGGCGGUCAAAGCAGCGCUGUGACACAGGCUCGUCGGUCGCUGGCGAUGCGUCGUAGCGAUCAACCUGCGGUACCCUGGUCAAAUCCGGGCGCGGAGGAUGCCCGGGCGGCUCACACACGUAGCGCAAGCGUCGAGACGCAGAGCCGACUGCGCGCCAUGUCGGUCGAGGAGCUCGAGGCUAGACAUCGGGCUAAGCUAGCAGCCCUGCAGGCGCCCGCUACUCAAACGGUCCAGGAUGCGGAUGCCCUGCGUAGAGCGAAGGAGGAGUGGGAGAGGAAGCAGAAGUUGGAGAGGAAGCGCAUGCAGGAACGCGAGGCUCAGAAGGCGGCUGCUGCUGCUGCUGGGGCAGCGUCGAAUGGCAGGGUGGCAUCGCCAGCUCGAAGCAGCCAGGACCCCCACAGCAAGAUGAGCGGUACCGGCUCACGAGAUGAACGUCGACGGUCGCGCAAUCUCAGCGCUACCCUGCUUGAAGCCGUGGGCGAAGAGGCACGGGAAGGAGGUGGAGUCAAUCGAGCUGCCGACUGGCGCAGGUCGAUCUCGAACGUGGAACAGCUGGAUCCAACAGCUGCCAAGCUACUACAUCCCGGAACGCCCACCAACACUCGCCCCACUUCACCACUGCCCGCCUUGGCGAAUCCUUUCCCCGUGCAAUCGCAGCAAGCUCGACCGCGCCUGAGCGAGACGGACCGGCGACGUCUGAGCCAAGGAGCAGGGGAUCGAUCACAGCGUCGUAACAGCCAGCCUCUUCUCGAAUUCCAGCUGCCCAAUCGCACCCAGUGA